CUGACAUCAGUCUGUGUCUAUGUGGAGUACGGCCAGUCAACUGGCUAUUGCUACUUUAGGAGUGUUCGUUGCCCACAGGACUGAAAGAAUGUAAGGGAAGGCAGAGAGAUGAGAGCCUGAUUGGCUGACAGAGAAACAAAGGGAAUAGAGAACUUUAGCUCAUCGAGGUGGAGACUAGUCUCAUUGCAUCGCAGAUAAAGAGAGGAACCUUUGGCUGCCACAACACAGCCAUCAUAGAGAACCAGCCUCUCUUUUUCAUCACUCUCUCCUUGUUCUCUCUGGCCUUGUAUCGGCUGCAAACAAACGCAAGAUCCCCAAGACCAAAGGCUUUGGGCACCAGUCUCGCACUAGUCCUCGAAGAAAAAUCCACCACAGCUGCUCCUCUUCCUGCCUGCCUCUGGAAGCUCGCUCCUGGCCCACUUUGAUCGACCUAUUGGCCGCUCUGUUUCUCCGGCUUCAUCGAUUCCAGGAUGGACCGCUCAGCGCGGGAGCUGUUCAUCAACUUCAUGAUUGUCUUAUUCACGGUCCUACUCAUGUGGCUGCUCGUCAAAGCAUACCAGAACUGAACCCGCUAAUGGAAAAAAUGGAUGAAACAUGUUCUGGAAGGGAGGGGGGUUUGGACAUAACCUGGCACGGUAGUUUGGUUAAAGAGACCAUGUGCCGAGCGUUUACAGCAAAGGAUAUGCUGUGAAGAAUGGUUCAGACAUGUUGCAUGCUCAGCUUUUUAUUCCCAGUCUAGCGGCACACUGUUUAGAAUGUGACCUACAUUGUAUUCAUGGUCAGGUUAAUGUCUUAGAUAAAAUACAGAGAAUAUAUUGCUGAAGUAAUAACUCAGAAAUACUUUGUUGUUUCAUAUUAGGUCAAAAAUAUAAGAGAUGGAAUCAAA
Messenger RNA from Gadus macrocephalus (Pacific cod), 886 nucleotides. RefSeq names its product sarcolipin. Gene Ontology annotation, molecular function: enzyme regulator activity. Lineage: Eukaryota; Metazoa; Chordata; Actinopteri; Gadiformes; Gadidae. Bases 471 to 566 code for a protein of 31 amino acids. The record is from RefSeq and is a predicted model, not a curated record. The transcript has 2 exons. Gene Ontology annotation, cellular component: membrane.